UGGGUGAAGUUCACCUCCCUCCUUCCAGUUGUUGAUUCCCUUUCGUUUCAUUCCCUUCAGGCCGCCCGCAUGGCUGAAGAGCUGCGGCAGGAACAAGAUCACUCCAUGCACUUGGAGAAAAUCAAGAAGAACCACGAGGUCACCAUCAAGGACCUGCAGGUCAAAAUGGAAGAAGCUGAGCAACUGGCUUUGAAAGGCGGGAAGAGGACCAUCAUGAAGUUGGAGGCUCGGAUUAAGGAGCUGGACAAUGAACUGGACUCCGAACAAAAGCGCCACGUGGAGACAGUGAAGGUGCUGCAAAGGAACGAGCGGCGUCUGAAGGAGCUGGUCUUCCAGACAGAAGAGGACCACAAGAACAACCAGCACAUGCAGGAACUGGUGGAAAAACUGCAGAACAAGCUGAAGACCUACAAGAGGCAGAUUGACGAGGCUGUACGUACUGUCAUUUUUAGACAUACAGGUAGUCCUUAACUCUAUGUACCUUUAACCAUAACCAUAACUAACCUAUA
Notechis scutatus (mainland tiger snake) is the source of this 509-nucleotide messenger RNA. The record is from RefSeq and is a predicted model, not a curated record. NCBI's taxonomy places the organism in Eukaryota, Metazoa, Chordata, Lepidosauria, Squamata, Elapidae.